Molecule: messenger RNA, 2683 nt
Organism: Solea solea (common sole)
Lineage: Eukaryota; Metazoa; Chordata; Actinopteri; Pleuronectiformes; Soleidae
Product: cannabinoid receptor type 1B-like
Exons: 2
Coding region: 488-1918 (476 amino acids)
Biological process (GO): G protein-coupled receptor signaling pathway
Cellular component (GO): membrane
Molecular function (GO): cannabinoid receptor activity
Source: RefSeq, a predicted model, not a curated record
GUAGGUACGUAGGUAGGUUAGAUGGAUGAUAGGUAGGUAGGUAGGUAGGUAGGUAGGUAGGUACUUUGGAUGGAUGAUGGAUGGAUAGGCAGGUAGGUAGGUAGGUUAGAUGGAUGAUGGAUGAUAGGUAGGUAGGUAGGUUAGAUGGAAAGAUAGAUUAGGUUGUUUUUUCUAAGAAUGAAUUGAGUCACAGAAGGCACCAAGUCACACCUUUUUCAUCUCUGUGCUGUGCUGCUGAUCCUGCGUGCCCAAGUUCUGACACAGGGAGCAUUCACACGUUAUGACUCCUUGUUCCUCUGAUGGAGCCGUUACAUCGUUGGAAAGCAGACCAGCAGACACCUUUAAUUUGUUGAAUGAAGCCAUGGUGGAGCUCUGAUGAAGUGAUGACGAGGACACAGAUGGCUGAUGAUAGAUGUCCUUCUUCGUGGCCCACACACCUCUCCUCCUCUGAGCCGAGCGUCUCCUCAUCUCCUCAUCAACACCAGCUAUGAAGUUGGCGCUGCGCAGGAUAGCCGGCACCACCAUGAGCACGCUGACAACAGGUGUCCAGUAUCUCGGCUCCAACGACGCCGGCUACGACGACGCCUCCGUGGACUCCAGCCUGAUCAAGGGCAAACUCCAGUUUGAGAAACCUCGCCUGUCCUCGGUCGGUUACCCCCUCCCGGCACUUGUCCCUGGAAAUAAGGAGGUCAUUUACCGGGGCCUCUCUAUCUUCCCCACCAACAUAUCAGACGUUCUGCUGGGUAAUGGCACGUCUGUGGAGAGCGGAGGAGGAGCGGCACAGUGCGGGGAGAACCUUGGAGAUAACAUGGAGUGCUUUAUGAUUCUGACUCCUGGUCAGCAGCUCGCGGUGGCCAUCUUAGCCCUCACCCUGGGCACGUUUACAGUGCUGGAGAACCUCAUGGUGCUGUGCGUGAUCCUGCACUCUCAUACGCUUCGGUCCCGGCCCUCCUACCACUUCAUAGCCAGCCUGGCUGUCGCCGAUCUCAUAGGGAGCAUCAUUUUUGUCUACAGCUUCCUGGACUUCCACGUCCUCCACCGGAAGGACAGUCAAAAUGUUUUCCUCUUCAAGUUGGCCGGCGUCAUCGCCUCCUUCACCGCGUCCGUGGGGAGUCUGUUCCUCACGGCGAUCGACCGGUACAUCUCCAUCCACAGGCCCAUGGCGUACAAGCGCAUCGUGACGAAGACUAAGGCCAUCAUAGCCUUCACCGUGAUGUGGACGAUCUCCAUCGUGAUUUCCCUGCUGCCGCUGCUCGGCUGGAACUGCAAGCGCCUCAACUCCAUCUGCUCAGACAUCUUCCCCCUGAUUGACGAGAAUUAUCUGAUGUUCUGGAUUGGAAUGACGACCAUCUUGGUCCUGUUCAUCAUCUACGCGUACAUGUUCAUCCUCUGGAAGUCCCACCACCACGCUGUCCGCAUGAUGAGCCGCAGCUCCCAGAGAAGCGUGAUUGUCUACACCGCAGAGGGGACCAGGGUUCAGACGAUAAGGGGCGAGCAGGCGCGGAUGGACCUCCGCCUGGCCAAAACCCUAGUUCUGAUCCUGGUGGCCCUCAUCAUCUGCUGGGGCCCACUCUUGGCCAUCAUGGUCUACGACCUUUUCGGGAAGGUGAACAACAUCAUCAAGACCGUGUUUGCCUUCUGCAGCAUGCUGUGUCUGCUCAACUCCACUGUGAACCCCGUGAUCUACGCCAUGAGGAGCAAGGACCUGCGCAGGGCCUUCCUCAACAUCUGCCACGUGUGCCGGGGAGUGACGCAGCCUCUGGACAACAGCGCCGAGAGCGACUGGAACAGCAGGAGUGCCAGAGGCACGGUGGGCGGGGCGGGGAAAGACGGAGCCGGCUGCGUUAACACCCAAGUCAAAGUAGCCCAGGUUACUGUCUCUGGAGUAACCGUGACUAAUAACGCAGAGGCAGUUUGAAGAGAUGCAGCUGCUCUGCUCUGGUUAACUGUGAAGUAAACGUAGUGUAGAAAAAGCCCCAACUCCAAGUGCAUUGUUCUGUGACUGUGAAACGUGCCAAAAACAUGAGAAACUAAUCCUAAUGGCAAGGUUUUUACUGCUUUAAAUCUUAAAUCUGUGUUAUUAAUGUCACGUUGUGCUAUUGCUGUUGUAAAAAAAACAAAACAGUUUUAGGUGGAUUUGAUAGCAUUUCGUUCAGGAAAUAACAGUUUAAUUUGCUCCCAUUCUUUUCAACCACUGAAAACAGAUGUGCUGUACUUUUGAACAGUACUUUUGUUUUUAUUGUGGCAGUAAGGUGAGGUAGCUGUCUGUAUUCAUGCGUUACGUAAGUAAACAUUUAAUUAGUGAUAUGAAAUCUGCUACUGGUGGUUUUGUAAGACCAUGAUAUUGUGAAGUUUGAUAGUUCUUCAGUGUUAUUUAUUUAAUUAUUUAUUUAUUUCAUUAUUGACUACUUUUUCUGUACAAAAACGCUGACAUAUAAAUAGCUUUUUCGGAACUUCAGCCAGCCGGCAUAUUUUGACUGUAACAAAGCUGCUUAUGACAUGUGCUUACAAAGCUUUCUGUGUGUGUGUGUGUGUGUGAAUUGACACUGCCAUGUUUUUGUACGGCAUCUCUUGUGCCAUUGUGACCCAUAAAAGUGUGUACAACCGAGGUUGUAUUGUUUUGUUGUUGUUGUUUUUUAUAAUUGUAAGCAUACUUGUUUUUCGAAUAAAAACAUGAAACCAC